AUGUCUUCGUUACGAUUGACCAUCGAGGACGGCCAGUUCCGCGACGGCUAUGGAAGACAAGUCGUGCUUCGAGGCCUCAACAUCGCCGCCGACGCCAAGCUCCCCAGCGAACCCGACCAGCCUUCCCACAUUGCCGACGACUUCUUCGACGGGGACAAUGUCACGUUCCACAAUCGCCCGUUUCCUAAAGAGGAGGCUCAUGUUCACUUCUCGAGGAUAAAGCGCUACGGCUACAACACUAUUCGCUAUGUCUUUACGUGGGAGGCCAUCGAGGCCGCGGGCCCGGGUCGCUAUGAUGAGGAAUGGAUUCAGCAUACAAUUGAGAUCCUGAGGAUAGCUAAAGACUAUGGUUUCUACAUCUUCAUGGAUCCCCACCAGGAUGUGUGGUCUAGAUUCUGCGGUGGCUCCGGCGCACCCAUGUGGACCAUCUACGCCUGCGGCUUGAACCCCCAGAGCUUCUCUGCGACCGAGGCCGCCCUGGUGCAUAAUACGUACCCGAAGCCCGAAGAGUUCCCCAAGAUGAUCUGGUCGACCAACUACUGGCGCCUCGCUGCCGCCACCAUCUUCACAAUGUACUUUGGUGGUAGGGACUUUGCACCCAAGUGCAUCAUCAACGGCAUCAACAUUCAGGACUUUCUGCAAGGCCACUUCGUGGCGGCGUGCGCGCAUCUCGCCAAGCGUAUACACGAGGCCGGCGACCUCGAGAAUGACGUCGUCAUCGGUUGGGAGAGCAUGAACGAGCCCGGCUGCGGGUUGGUCGGAUACCAGGACAUCAGCGUCAUCCCGAACGCCCAAAAGUUGAAAAAGGGCUCAUGUCCCACCAUCUGGCAGUGCAUCCUUACCGGCUCUGGCCGUGCGUGCGAGGUGGACACGUGGGAUAUGGGCGGUAUGGGCCCCUACAAGGUCGGCCGCUCGCUGGUGGACCCCCAUGGCGAGAUGGCCUGGCUGCCGGCCGAUUAUGACGACUCGAGAUACGGCUGGAAGCGAGACGAGGGUUGGAAGCUUGGAGAGUGUGUCUGGGCCCAGCACGGCAUUUGGGACCCCAAUACCGAUACGCUCAUAAAGAAGAACUACUUCUCCAAGAACCCCAAUACGGGCAAGACGAUUGACCACCCGGAAUUCACCAAUACCUAUUUCAUGCACUCAUAUCGCCUGUACAGAGACGCUAUCCGACCGAUUCACAAGGACUGCAUCAUGCUGAUGCAAUACCCAACGCUGGAGCUGCCGCCUCAGAUCAAGGGCACCGAGGACGAUGAUCCGCUGAUGGCCUUCUCGCCUCAUUGGUACGAUGGCAUCACUUUGAUGACGAAACGCUGGAACAGGGUGUGGAACGUGGACGUCGUCGGUGUGUUGCGUGGACGGUACUGGCAUGAGGCUCUGUCGGUCAAGGUCGGUGAGACGGCCAUCCGUAACUGCUUCAAAGAUCAGUUGGCAUCCCUGAGGCAGGAAGGUCUAGACCGCAUGGGUAACCAUCCCUGCGUGAUGACCGAAUUCGGCAUCCCAUAUGAUAUGGGCGAGAAGAAGGCGUAUAAGACGGGCGACUAUGCAGAUCAGUCAGCGGCCUUAGACGCCAACUAUUUUGGUGUCGAAGGGUCAGGGAUGGAGGGGCAUUGCCUGUGGGUUUACGUUGCAAAGAACACACACCAAUACGGCGAUCUUUGGAACGGCGAGGAUCUGUCAGUCUUCUCACUAGACGACAAGACGCUACCCAUGUCGCCCCUCCCCCGCAGCCCGUCACCCGGCCAGUCAUCGGAGCUGAAGCGCAAUUCCGUGAGCAGGGACGUACCUGACGAGUCAACAGUCACGCCGCAAAACCUCCAAAGCAACAUCACCAACCCGUCGAUAUCUUCAGCGCCAUCCAAGGACCCGGAGCUGACCAAUGCACCCGGCCUACGCGCUGCCGAGGCCUUUGUCCGCCCAUCUCCGUGGGUUGUCGCGGGCGACGUCCUGCAAUACGGCUUCGACCUGCGCACCUGCUCCUUCACGCUCAAGCUCAAGGCCUCGGCGCCCCCCUCGGAGGCGGCGCCGACGGUGGUGUUCCUGCCCGAGUUCCAUUACCCGCAGGACAGCUCCACGGUCGAGGUGAGCUCCGGCAAGUGGUCCAUCAGCAUGGACGACGAUGAGGGCUCGCUGGUGCAGAAGCUCAAGUGGUGGCACGCCGACGGGGUGCAGACGCUCAAGGUGACGGGGCUGGCGAGGCAGCAUAAUGUCCUUGAGGGGUCCGAAGAGGACAUGGGGUACCUGGAGCAGUGCCAGAAGAACUACGCGAACUGCGGCGUCAUGUAA
This is a messenger RNA of Colletotrichum graminicola M1.001, 2286 nucleotides long. Its product is annotated as glycoside hydrolase family 5. The transcript is spliced from 3 exons. Gene Ontology annotation, biological process: ergosteryl 3-beta-D-glucoside catabolic process. Gene Ontology annotation, molecular function: steryl-beta-glucosidase activity. NCBI's taxonomy places the organism in Eukaryota, Fungi, Ascomycota, Sordariomycetes, Glomerellales, Glomerellaceae. The record is from RefSeq and is a predicted model, not a curated record. The coding region runs from base 1 to 2286 and encodes 761 amino acids.